AUGGGCCAAGAAGUGGAUGCGGUUUUAGUUUUGAGGACAGCCCCGCACACAAUUCCGCGACUACUUCAAACAGAUGGGCCACCUUCGGAUUUAGCUCUUACGGAAAAGCUCAAAUAUACACUUCAGUGGUACCAGUGCUGGUCUAUUAUGGACAGAGCAGUGAAAUCACACAUUGUUGCCACGGGAGAAGAUUCCGGGAUUACGCCUGACACGGUGGAAAGACACACAGAAGAAGGACAUGGAACGACGAAAAAAAAUCAAAUCGCUGUCAGUAACAGGUCAGAAGGGAGGCAUUCUGGGGAGGAGAAUUGUCACGUGAACAAAGAGGCUAUUCAUGAUCCGGAGAGGGACUCUGGAAUACACGAACAUAACAGAGAGGCGGAGACAGCACACGAAAACAAGAGGGAAGGACUCCCUGUUUGUGGAGAUGUACACAUAUCACUAGUCCCUACAGAAACAGUACGGGAUUCCGGCAUUGGAGAUGAUGUCACGAAAGAGAACCAAGGCACUACUAGAAGUAACGAAGAGGACGAAAACCAAAUAUCGCAUCCACGCAAGCACGUAGUUAAUGACCAAUCGCGAGAUUCGGGGAUACAACAUCUCAGAAACAUAUCAGAAGAACAUAUAAGAAGCAGUGGAAAAGAAAAGGACACCAGUAAACAAGAAUUAGAAUUCCCAAUAUGUGGGAGCAAAAAUUACGGGGACCCACACGACAAAAAUAGAGACUACGUGAAAGAUGUACACGCACAAAGAGCAGUAGUCAUCGACCAGACUGCUACUUCGGUAAAUCGCGAUAGCGGCUAUUUCGGGAAAAGCUCGGCAUCUCACAAAGGAAAAAAGUUAGGUCGACGAAGCUGCUCAAUUCGAUUGAAGCAUGACGCUCGUCCCACGAGAAGACGCCGCGGCAAGAGAUCUUCUAGCACUGCGAAGAGCUGUGCUGACAGUAUUGAAUAUGACAGUAAACAAAACAGCCCCAAACACAGCGACGGUGAAUACGAGGACGUAUUUGAAGAAGAGAGUCAAAAACUACACGAACCUAUCGGUGCAACAUCUUCGCUGUCAAGUCUUUGCCAAGCUGACUUUCCGCUAUACUUGAUGAAACUAUACGAAGACCGGAUUAUCGAAAAAGAAGACAUGUCUCGUAUAAGGUCCGUGAACGAGCUCAGUAUGAAAGUGUCCAUCCUCGCAGAGAUGUUUGAACAAAAAGGAAUAAUCUGCACAACACACAACGCAACUUUAAAAGAAUUCAAAUCAUUAUCAAUGCGACCAUUAAUUGACCCUCUUCGUCGAAAUUUAACUAAACUCAUUGACGAUCUGGAGGCAAAAUAUAUUACUGACCGGUUAAUCGCCGCAGGAGUCAUUUCCGGUAGCGCUUAUGACAGUGUUAUGUCGAGACGAACGCGACGUGAGCAGGCCGAAGAACUUCUUAUCUACCAACUGCCACCAACACAAAAAGCCUACGUGAUAUUCAAAGACUCGUUGAAGGAAAAUUAUUACCAUUUGUGGGAACUCUUGGACGAGUGUGAAAAGAAAGGUGUCCCCAAACAAGACUUAAUAUGUCAAACUACGGCGGGGCCGGAUGCCAAAGACCCAACUACGAAAACGUACGAACUUUCAGUUAAUUUAGAUUUACGAGGCAAACUUGACGAGAAAACCAAAUCAACAAUAGAACACUUUCUUGCUCACAAACUUCGUGAAAUCACCAAAUCAUUUGAUGUCCUGGGCGAACAUUCAGCCGCAGUCGUAGACGUUCACUUUGCGUGUAUAUUAUUGCACUUACAAGUGUCUGGUGAGCAUGGAGUGAAAACAUUACUUCGUGAUAGUAGGAAUGGGAAAUUGGAGGAAUUAUUCACCAAACUACUAAUUACAGACGAUGUGAAGGAAAUGGCCGGCGACAACGACAUCAUUGUCAAAGUGACGAUUACAGACUCUGAAUUUCAGCGAAUUUCCAGUGAAUUGGGCGAAGACAGUGAAGAGCUCGACGGUGGGCCGGACUCGAAUGAUACUGUUGGCAAACCACAGAAGUUUCGUGAACGGCAUAAUACAUUUAAAGAUUUUCCAGCCGUAGACUGUUUUGAAAUAGUCAACAUUUCCCACAACUCCAUCAGUGUUCGUUUUUCGACGUCUUUGGUCGACCAUACUGCGUUUCGUGUUACGUGCAUACGAUGUGACAACAACCGUUCUGGAAUAACCGAAUUCGUGAAACCAAAUAUGAAUUCAUGGACAUUCAGUGGAUUACACGCGGGAACACAUCGACUGUCCGUAUCGCUUUUGUGCGGUGACCGUGAAAACGCUAUUUCGGGUCCUCUAUCAACUAAACUAGCUAAGAUUCAUUCCAGAUCACGCACGAUGCUGACCCGAUUCCGGUCACUGAAAUCACGGGUUCGCCAGAAGUCGUCCCAUAAGCCAUUGCCAAACAUUGCCAGAUCAGACGACCUGCCAGAUAGUGGUGUAUAUACAGAUGAGAAUAACGAAGCGAUCGGCGACAGUAAUGUGAAUAUAAGUGAUUCCAAAUUGCGCGUGGAAAAUAAAACGGACGAAAUGUCAGCAAACGCAAAGAUUAACACCGCAGCCACUACUCUGCUCCCCAAGCCACGCCUUUCGAGAUCGUGUAGCCGCAGUAAGUCGUUCCGUCAACCACGAAAACGUUCUAACGCAGUGAGUGGGAAAAGACCCGUGAUAGCGAGAAGAGCUCCAAACGACGGAGUCACAACCGUUGUAUCAAAUUCAAAACCUGUUAGCAAUAUUGUAGAAGAUGACUCGCUGUGCUCCAAAAAUGAUUCGAAGAUAACAGCUGGUGCCGGUGUUUCUCUUCCAUCACAUACCAAUAAUGAAGACUUAACCAACUGCCACAUGAAAUCAGCGAUUGUGAUUCAACGACAACAGGAUACUAACCACAAGGGGAGAGACAGCGGUAUUUUUGACGAAGAAUAG
Messenger RNA from Saccoglossus kowalevskii, 2934 nucleotides. RefSeq lists its product as uncharacterized. The record is from RefSeq and is a predicted model, not a curated record. NCBI's taxonomy places the organism in Eukaryota, Metazoa, Hemichordata, Enteropneusta, Harrimaniidae.